UGGAUCUGUGCGCCCACGUCAGGUGUCGCCCACAAACCUGACCUCAGCUCUUAGUCAGUUUCACUCCAGACUUGUAUCCGAACUGGAAUAAUAUGUGAAAGACCGGAGUGCACUGGGUUUCAACUUUCAAAUACGCUAAAAGCAACCAGAGGAUGAGUGGAGUCACAGUUUGGGCUGAGGUGGCGGACAUAGCACAGGAGGAGUCACGAUCUCCACCUUGGACUGAAGAACGUUGUGAGGAGCUGUGGGAUCGUGUGGAGGGAGUACGACACAAGCUCACGCGCAUCCUCAACCCGGCCAAACUUACUCCAUACCUUCGGCAGUGCAAGGUCAUUGAUGAACAGGAUGAAGAUGAGGUGCUCAACUCCACGCAGUACCCACUACGCAUCAGCAAAGCAGGCCGCCUACUGGAUAUUCUUCAUGGUCAGGGCCAGCGAGGUCUUCAAGCCUUCAUGGAGUCACUGGAGUUUUACCACCCAGAGCAGUACACACAGCUGACCGGAAAGCAGCCUACACAACGCUGCUCCCUCAUUUUGGAUGAAGAAGGUCCAGAGGGUUUGACCCAAUUCCUCCUGCUAGAGGUACGAAAAUUAAGGGAGCAGCUUCGAAACAGCCGCUUGUGUGAGCGACGUCUGUCUCAGCGUUGCCGAAUGGCAGAGGAUGAACGCAGCCGUGCAGAACGUAAAGCUCAGGAGUUACGUCAUGACAAACUGCAGCUGGAGAGGCUGCGUCAGGACUGGGAAUCCGCCAGUCGAGAGCUGGGCAAGCUGAAGGACCGGCACCUGGAGCAAGCUGUGAAGUACUCCAGGGCCUUAGAGGAGCAGGGCAAGGCCUCCACCCGCGAAAGGGAGCUUCUGAGGCAGGUAGAGGAGCUGAAGUCCAGGUUGACGGAGGCAGACAAGCAAACAACGGACACUCUGGGGAAUUCAACGCCAUCCAAAAGAAACAGUUUACCCGUCAGUGGAGUAAAUGCUUCUCCACCUGCUUUGCCAGAAAAACCCCUGGAGCGUAGUGAAGUCCAGAAGUCUGAAGACACAGGAGCUCAGAUGAGAGAUUCAGUUCCUGCCACUGGAGUCAUUGCUCUGAUGGACAUCCUGCAGCAGGACCGCAGGGAGGCUGCAGAGCAGAGGCAGGAGCUGUGUAACAUUAUCACCAAACUCCAGGGGGAGUUACAGAGCUGUGAGGAGCACAGGGACAAGGUGGAGUCACAGUGUGAGCAGCUACAGCUGAAGGUGAGGACUCUCCAGCUGGACUGGGAGACUGAGCAGAAGAGGAGUGUGUCCUACUUUAACCAGAUCAUGGAACUGGAGAAAGAAAGGGAUCAGGCCCUGCGUAGUCGGGACAGCUUGCAGUUGGAGUACACAGACUGUCUUUUGGACAAGAACCGUCUACGCAAGCGCAUUGCAGAGCUGCAGGCCAACUUGGAGCAGCAGGAGAGGGAGCUGGAGAAGGAGAGGGGCCGAGAGCAAAUGGAGCAGAAUAGCCCCUGUCUGCACUGUUCCCACCUGUCUCUGUGGAGUGAGGACCAGUGUUACGGCCCGUGUUGUUCCCUCGGCCUUGACCUGAGCCCCCAGGCCAACAGCCACCAUCAGCUCUUACGGAAGGUGCCCUCUAGAGGCCAAGCAAAUGAGAACUCCGGUGAUUCUUGCUCCAACUCAGAGGAAAACCUCUUGACAUCAACAGAAGACAAUGAAAAGGAAAUAAAUCGGCUCUCUACAUUCCCAUUUCCCCCAUGUAUGAACUCCAUCAAUCGACGAUUUAACACAGAGUUUGACAUGGACUCAUGGGGCAGUGAUGAGAAUGAUAACAUUACAGGUGAGCAGAGUGAUCUUUCUCUUUGGGAUUCCUGGAACUCCCUACACUCUCAUCUGUUUCCCCCUGACCUGGUCAGCCUGCCCACAGCCCCGGCACACCAGCCUAGUCCCAGCAUUUCCAGGAUACCUCCCCGCUCCCCAUCUUCAAGUCCCCCUACCUCUCCAAAGAACAGAAAAGGCAGUCUAGCUGAUGAUAUUACAAUAGUCGGAGGAAACCGAACAGGGAUCUUUGUUAGCCAUGUGAGAGCUGGUUCAUCAGCUGAACAAUGGGGACUGAAGGAGGGCAGUGAGCUUCUGGAGCUGGAGAGGGUUUUGUUUGGGGGGGGCAGUGUGCUGCUGGGCCAGUGCACUGCUGAGGUAGCCCACUUUUCUCUUCAGUGGUGGACUGAACCUUCAACACUAAAACACCAGAGCAACCCAGAGGCAUAUGCCAAGCUGUGCUCCCAGCUCUCCUCUCCAGCUUUCAUGGGUGCUGACUCCUUCUAUGUGCGUGUUAAUCUUGACAUGGAGCCUCAUGGGGACCCACCAUCUCUGGGUGUAUCCUGCGAUGACAUUAUACAUGUCACAGACACACGGUACAAUGGGAGGUACCACUGGCGCAGUUCCCUGGUGGACCCACGCACAGCCAAGCCCCUGCAGACAGGCACCAUGCCCAACUAUAACAGGGCUCAACAGUUGUUACUUGUCAGGCUACGGAAACUGGCCCUAGAACAAAAGGACUUCAAGAAGAAGGUGUUCAUGAAGAAAUCUUCAGGUCGUGUACGACUGGUCAAGGCUGUGGAUCCCAGUUAUCGUGGCAUUGGUUCAGCACAGCAGGUCCUUUACACACUGAGUAAACGUCACGAGGAGCACUUGAUUCCAUACAGUUUAGUACACCCAGUGCAGGUUCAGACUAAGCGGCCCGUCAUCUUCUCUCCCUCUCUCCUCUCCCGUGGACUCAUAGAGAGACUGCUGCAACCUGCAGAUUCAGGUUUAAACUUCAACACAUGUCCACCAGAGCCUAUUCAGGCUUCAGAGAGACGAGACAAGAGAGUAUUCUUGUUGGAUUCCUUCACUCCGGACCAGGCUCUGGGCAUACGACUGCAGUCAAUACAGGAUGUCAUCAGUCAGGACAAACACUGCCUGCUGGAGCUGGGGUUGUCCAGUGUUGAGGGCUUAUUGCGACAGGGAAUUUAUCCUAUUGUUGUUCAUAUUCAUCCUAAAAACAAAAAACACAAGAAGCUGAGAAAGUUUUUUCCACGGUGUGGAGAGGACCGAGCAAUGGAGGAGGUAUGUCAGGCUGAAGAGCUACAGCUGGAGACACUUCCUCUGCUUUAUUACACUCUGGAACCCAACACCUGGAGCUGCACAGAUGAGCUGCUGGCAAUCAUACGCAAUGUCAUCGCCAGCCAGCAGAGGGCAGUAGCAUGGGUUGAACUAGAUAGGCUGCAGUAGAGGCAAUAUUAACAGAAGAUUUUUUAAACCAAGGAUAGAUUUACUAUAGUUAAAUUAGAAUUUCACAGAAGACCAAGAUCAAAUGUCGACCCGUUUGGAAUUCAUAAGAAGCCAAAUUAGGUCAAUGAAAAAAGAGUUUGGUGGUGAACACGAGUUUCUGAAUUCACAUGUGAAUAAAUGAACCAAACUGUACAAACUGGAAAGGAUAUUGUUGGCCCAAAUUAAUAAUAUCUGUGAACUGUGAAUGUCAUCUAGAAAAAAGUCUGUGAAUGCUUUGCAGGCGUUCUACUUGAAAGGUACACAUGUCAAAUUACAGGCUUGUAGAUUCAGGUCUUUAUUAACAGGAAUUAGGUCAUUAUUGUUUCUUCAUUCAGUCUGACAGCUGCUACACUCGACUGUUUCCAUGACAUUGUAUUUAACAAGGCAGUGAAAGGGCCAUAUCAGGUUCUGUUUUUUUUUAUAUAUCAAGACUAUACUGCUCAGUUUGUGAUGUUGAGAGGAGUGUACUACAGUAGUGUAAUAUACUAUUGUGCGAAUUUGCUGAUCCACAGUAUAAGGAUGAUCAUAUUUUUAAAGAGAAUGUAUGCAUAUUUUGAUGUCCUGUAAGUCUCAAGUUUGCCUUUUUCAUUUUACAUUUUUCACACUGAAAAAUGCAUAUGUGUCUGCGUAAUCUUGCUGAAACAACAAACCCUAUGUUGGCCUAAAACAGUUGCACAGCACUGUACGUGCUGCAAAAUGUAUAGUUUUCAUUUGUAACUGAUAAAAUUUGUAAAAGAAUAAUAAAAAUGUUUGACUUG
This is a messenger RNA of Sphaeramia orbicularis (orbiculate cardinalfish), 4045 nucleotides long. Its product is annotated as caspase recruitment domain-containing protein 10. The transcript is spliced from 24 exons. The record is from RefSeq and is a predicted model, not a curated record. Gene Ontology annotation, biological process: regulation of apoptotic process. NCBI's taxonomy places the organism in Eukaryota, Metazoa, Chordata, Actinopteri, Kurtiformes, Apogonidae. Bases 153 to 3248 code for a protein of 1031 amino acids. Gene Ontology annotation, molecular function: CARD domain binding. Gene Ontology annotation, cellular component: cytoplasm.